Molecule: messenger RNA, 1686 nt
Organism: Telopea speciosissima
Lineage: Eukaryota; Viridiplantae; Streptophyta; Magnoliopsida; Proteales; Proteaceae
Product: glycosyltransferase BC10-like
Exons: 11
Coding region: 435-1613 (392 amino acids)
Cellular component (GO): membrane
Molecular function (GO): glycosyltransferase activity
Source: RefSeq, a predicted model, not a curated record
GUUAUUUGUUUGGAAUGGAGCAAUACUACUGCUUCGACAAAGAGCAAUAGAGAGAGAGACUGAAACAAACUCUUAUUUUAAUUUUACUAUCGUCUGUAGUCUCCUUCCCUCUCAUUCGUCUUCUUUCGUGCCCUAGAUCUUGAAAUGAAAUCAAGCAAUCGAAGUGAAAGAUUUCUUUGAGACGGAUUACUUUCUUUCAGAGAUCUUUGAAUAUUGUUUUGAGUUGCAAAGGAUUGGGAACUUUUGGUUUGAACUUCUUUUCAGCUCUGGGUUGAUCAGGUUCAUAUCUUUUAAUAAUUUUGUUGACUGAAGGUUCAAUGUUGGAGCUGUUGAGGGUUAAACAGUAGUCUGGUCUUUUUCAAGAAUAAGAUGGUCUUAGACUUUGAAACAGAACAAACAUGGUUGGAGUUACUACUGUGAUGUGAUUGUUCUAAAUGAAGACAGCUCAGGCGUGGCGGCUAGGCAUUGGGGAUUUCCAGAUCAUGCCUGCGCCGCGCCACCGUCCUCCUUUAAAGGGGCCAGUGUGGAUUAUUGUCUUAGUUUCUUUCGUGAGCAUGUUGCUAAUUGGUGCUUACAUAUAUCCUCCUCGAAGCUCUGGAACCUGUUAUAUCUUUUCAUCAAAUGGUUGUAAGACUUUUGCCGAUUGGCUUCCACCUAUUCCUGCUAGGGAGUUUACUGAUGAAGAGAUAGCAGCUCGUGUUGUUAUCAAAGAUAUUUUGAGAGCUCCACCUGUUCAGUCAAAGAACCCAAAAAUUGCUUUCAUGUUCUUGACGCCGGGUUCAUUACCUUUUGAAAGGCUGUGGGACAAAUUCUUCCAUGGCCAUGAAGAUAGAUUCACUGUUUAUGUACAUGCAUCUAAGGAAAAGCCAGUGCACUUGAGUCGUUAUUUUGUUGAUAGAGACAUUCGCAGUGACAAGGUUGGAUGGGGGAAAAUUUCUAUGGUUGAUGCUGAGAGGAGACUUCUGGCUAAUGCACUCCAAGACCCAGAUAACCAACAAUUUGUCUUACUUUCUGACAGUUGUGUGCCACUUCACAAUUUUGAUUAUGUGUAUAAUUAUUUGAUGGAUACAAACAUAAGCUUUAUUGACUGCUUUGAGGAUCCUGGGCCACAUGGAACUGGCAGAUAUUCAGAGCAUAUGUUACCAGAGGUUGAGAAGAGGUAUUUUAGGAAGAGUGCACAGUGGUUCUCAAUGAAGCGGCAGCAUGCUGUGAUAGUUAUGGCAGACGGUCUUUACUACACAAAAUUCAAGCUUUAUUGCCAGCCGGGUAUGGAGGGGCGCAAUUGCUAUGCCGAUGAGCAUUACUUGCCAACCCUUUUCUAUAUGGUUGACCCUGGUGGCAUUGCAAAUUGGUCAGUCACACAUGUUGAUUGGUCUGAGGGAAAGUGGCAUCCAAAAGCAUAUAGGGCUCAGGAUGUAACCUAUGAGAUGAUGAAGAAUAUCACAUCUAUUGAUGAGAGCUUUCAUGUUACAAGUGAUGAGAAGAAGGAAGUGCAGAUAAGACCUUGCUUGUGGAAUGGUAUGAAGCGACCGUGUUAUUUAUUUGCGAGGAAGUUCUACCCAGAAGCUCUGGAUAACUUGUUACAUGUAUUCUCAAACUAUACAUCGAUAUGAGUCUCUCUUUGAUUGUUAUUCUUUGGUCGAAUCCACAGUUUCGACCCCAUCGCCCUCCAAUUCUCCGAAUAUA